CUAAAAUCCGCAUUCCUCACCCACCUCCUCGCUAGCAGCAACAUGGCGGACGAACCAAUACCCAGCUCGCCUGAGGAGGAGCGCAGAACAACAAGGAGGAGGACGACUCGCACACCGGCAAAGCCCAUUACGUACGGUAAGCGGGGUACGCCCAGGGGGACUGCGAAAGACACAACAAGCGCGGCGAAGGCCUCGCCCCAGAAGAGGGUUGCAUCGAGCCCCGAUACUGCGCCCAAGAGCUCUCUCAAGUCCAAGGCUGCAGCGAUACGCGCAACUCGUACAACUGCCAAGAAGGAGACCCCAGCCAGUACCGAAUCUCCAGCCAAGAAGGCGACACCAUCCCGAACACCUGUCAAGAAGACGGCGGAGGAUGCCGAGGAGACGCCGCGGUCCGGCAAGCGAGUGGCAGCCUCCCUCGCGGCAGUGCGAAGUGUGAAGAAGCCGCGCACGUCUCUCCCAUCUUUCGACAUUGAAGCAUUCGGCAGCCAAAGCCACGCCGACACUGUCUCGAGCGAGGCGUUUCGCGCCAACGAGCGCCUGCGGCGACAGCGCGAGGCUCGUAACUUCACUUUCGAGGGCGACGCGCACGCACCCCGCACCACUCGCAGCGGCCGCGUUGUGGCGGCGCGUACCUACGGGCGCGACGACACAGAGGACACGGAAGAUACAGACGAGAAGGACGAGUAUGGGGCGCUUGCCGAAGUUGAGCCGGAGCCGGAAGUCGAGGAGGACGCUGGCGUGCGUUUAGACGUGCCCCUACCUGAGUCUCGGGCCGAGAGCCCGGCCAUCGCCCCGCUUCCUGCAAGCGCCCGCCAACACGUGUUGCAGAUCCUUGCCACUCUCACGGGCACCGAACGCGAGCCACUUCCUUUUGCGAACGAGGAGGACAACGAGGCGCUACAAGGUCUGGUGUCGCUUCUCAAGGGGACAAUCGAGCGGGGAGAAGGCAACUCGGCAUUGGUGACGGGGCCACGUGGUACUGGCAAGACGAAGACUGUCGAGCGUGCGCUCCGGUAUCUUCCAAUUGGCGCGGACGCGCCUAUUGUCGUUAGGCUCUCCGGCCUAGCGCAAACGGAUGAUCGCCGCGCCAUCCGCGAAAUGGGCCGCCAGAUUGCGGAAGGAGAAAAUCGGACUUUCGAGGAUCAAGAGGAGGCUGUCGAGGAGGACGCGGGCGAUAUCGCGUACGCACCCACAACGCUGCCCAGUCAUUUGCUGGCACUUCUCCAAGCGCCAUCUCCGCGCGCAAUCAUUAUCAUCAUCGACGAGUUUGACCUCUUCACUGAACAUGCCCGCCAGGCCCUCCUCUACUGCCUCCUUGACGUUGUACAAUCCUGUCAAACAGGUCCUGUGGAGAGCACGCCGCGAGGAAUUUGCGUCGUCGGCCUCACAUCUCGUAUCGACACCAUCUUGCUCCUGGAAAAGCGCGUGAAGUCGCGCUUCUCGCAUCGCAUUUGGCGCGUCGUCUCGCCUCUCGUGCCGGGAGGGCGUGGAUGGCGCGCUGUCCUCCGUUCAGCCCUGAUUUCGUGGGACGAGGCAAAGCUCGCAAAGGAACGCGACAUGCGCCAGUGGCAAGAAGACUGGGCCUUUGCUGUCGACAUGCUGCUGGAACACCCCACGGUUUCUGCCACCCUCGACCGCAUGGCAGCCCUCACAACAGACGUACGCCUCCUCUUCCGCCCCUUCAUCGAGCCGCUCACGGCCGUCCUGAGCGGCCGGCUCGACUUCCUCUCUGUGCCCGGUGUGGCAGCGAGUGUGCGCGCGCAACUCGAGUUGGGCGGGUGGAGCACUGGGCCCACGAGGGCGGGCGCGAAACUUGGCCAGGUCGAGGUCGCCGCAAAGCUGCGUGGCCUCCCGGCCCCUGCACUUGGCGUGCUCAUUGUUGCCAAGCAUCUCUCGUACGCCGGGCGCACCGAGUUCUCCCUCGCUCAGGUCGAGGACGAGUACGCCCGCUUUGCUCGCUCGCGCCUCGUUGGAAGUGGGCGCGCACGUUGGCCACUCACACUGCUGAGGAGCGCGUUUCAUCAGUGCCGCGCCCUCGGUCUGCUCGCCCAAGCAGGGCCGGCUAGUGCCGGGCCAAGGUUUGCAAAGGUGCGUGUGGCGUUGCCGCUGCAUGAGAUUGUCGCAUUUUUCCGGAACGACGGAGGGCAGGCGCUGGGCCCCGAGCUGGCGGGGUGGGGAAAGAUGUCUGGGGGCCAUGUAUGAUGAGCGUGGAGGAGGCCGCUCUUGUGCCGAUGCUAGCAUUUAUGAAUGACGC
Cutaneotrichosporon oleaginosum is the source of this 2254-nucleotide messenger RNA. RefSeq lists its product as uncharacterized. Gene Ontology annotation, molecular function: DNA replication origin binding; ATP hydrolysis activity. Lineage: Eukaryota; Fungi; Basidiomycota; Tremellomycetes; Trichosporonales; Trichosporonaceae. The record is from RefSeq and is a predicted model, not a curated record. Gene Ontology annotation, biological process: DNA replication initiation; DNA replication. Gene Ontology annotation, cellular component: nucleus; nuclear origin of replication recognition complex.